Parnassius mnemosyne (clouded apollo) is the source of this 327-nucleotide messenger RNA. Lineage: Eukaryota; Metazoa; Arthropoda; Insecta; Lepidoptera; Papilionidae. The record is from the annotation of a GenBank genome assembly.
AUGAACAAUAUUCCAACAACAGAACUAAAGAAAAAAAUUAAGUCUUUGUCGGGUGGCUACAGAAGAGAACGAUUCAGAGAAAAACAGAGUCGUAUUACCGGAUCAGGUGCUGAAGAUACUUACAAAUCAAAAUGGUUUGCUUACGAUGAGUUUGCUUUCAUGGCGGAUAAGAAUGACCCCGGGACAGCAAGGGAUACACCACAACAGGAAGAAAGUAAUAGCACCACUGGUAGCGGAGAACAUGCUAUCAAUGAAAAUGCUCUAGAAAACGUAGACAAUCACACAACUGAGAAUGUUAGUAAUCAAAUGCAAGAUAUGAAUGAAUGA